Heterobasidion irregulare TC 32-1 is the source of this 387-nucleotide messenger RNA. RefSeq lists its product as uncharacterized. NCBI's taxonomy places the organism in Eukaryota, Fungi, Basidiomycota, Agaricomycetes, Russulales, Bondarzewiaceae. The coding region runs from base 1 to 387 and encodes 128 amino acids. The record is from RefSeq and is a predicted model, not a curated record. The transcript is spliced from 2 exons.
AUGGUUGAUGAAUACUCCAACCAGUUCAUCCUCAUCACCACCGAUGCCAACAUCUCUGACAAGGAACAGGUCCCCUACUUCCAACAGGCAUUCUACCAGUUCGAGGAAACUCAAAGGGACACAUGGGUACGACAGGGAGAAGAAACUGCACAGUUGAUUUGGAAGGAGAAGAUGACGCACCUGCUAUGGGAGACCAAGCGGGAAUAUAUCGAGGGGUGGGGACGGAGAACAUUCUUCGCAAUGACCAGCGGGUACCACAACCUGGUCCUUUGGUGGAACGUCCACACUCUGCCCCAUCCGUAUAACCCCAGACAAACCAUCAGCGACACGUCAUGUCGCCUGAUGGACGACAGGGAAAUGGAGGCGUCAGUCUUUCUGCUCGAAUAA